AUGGCCACUGGUGCUCUACUUGUUCUUCUGCUUGUGGCCACUCCGGUGGCCUAUGGUGCGGUGCACACCCUCACAGGUUGGUGCACUCGGGGCGACCAUCAGAUCUGGGCUGAUGGCGAAAAGUUCCUCGUCAACAAUACCCUCGUGUUCGAGAACGAGGAAGGGCACAAGGUGGACAUGGUGAACAGAGAAGAUUACGAGAGCUGCAGGAGAGGCAAUGCUCUGACAUCCUCCGUCGGAGGCGAGACAACCAUUGCUCUGAGCAUGCCGGGCACGAUCUACUUCAUGUGCCCGUCGUCCGGCCUUUGCAAAAAAGGCAUGAAGAUGGCGAUCCAUGUUGAGGAAGUUGCCACUACAGCUAACGCCGCCACAAAUAGGCCCUGCCGGUUUUGUUGCCCUCCCCUCUGUUGA
This is a messenger RNA of Rhodamnia argentea, 411 nucleotides long. RefSeq names its product uclacyanin-3-like. NCBI's taxonomy places the organism in Eukaryota, Viridiplantae, Streptophyta, Magnoliopsida, Myrtales, Myrtaceae. The record is from RefSeq and is a predicted model, not a curated record. The coding region runs from base 1 to 411 and encodes 136 amino acids. Gene Ontology annotation, molecular function: electron transfer activity. The transcript has 2 exons. Gene Ontology annotation, cellular component: plasma membrane.